Molecule: messenger RNA, 465 nt
Organism: Penicillium waksmanii
Lineage: Eukaryota; Fungi; Ascomycota; Eurotiomycetes; Eurotiales; Aspergillaceae
Product: CoA-binding protein
Exons: 2
Coding region: 1-465 (154 amino acids)
Source: RefSeq, a predicted model, not a curated record
AUGGAUCCCGUCAAGCGAUUCUUCUCCUCUCCACGCUUCGCCGUGGCGGGCGCCAGCAACGACGCCCACAAGUUUGGAUAUAAGCUCCUCGCAUGGUAUCACCAACAUUCACUACCUGUGACUCCCCUCAACCCGAGAGCAGCGCAGAUAUCUCUCCCCUCGCGUGCCUACGAUACAGUGCCCUCGCCAUCCGGACUCCCCUCCCCGACGCAGACUUCGUUGUCCGUGGUGACUCCGCCUCCUGUGACCCUCAAAGUACUACAGGAAGCACACUCCGUCGGUAUCCCUGCUGUCUGGUUGCAACCGGGGACCUUUGAUGAUACGGUGCUGCAAUUUGCCCAUGCCAACUUUGAGGCGGUGAUUGCGGGAGAUGGUGGACAGGGCGGCGAAGGAUGGUGUGUGUUGGUAGAUGGUGACGAGGGACUGGAGGCAGCUGGAGUCCAGUGGACCAGCCAACGACUGUAA